Labeo rohita (rohu) is the source of this 1561-nucleotide messenger RNA. RefSeq lists its product as uncharacterized. NCBI's taxonomy places the organism in Eukaryota, Metazoa, Chordata, Actinopteri, Cypriniformes, Cyprinidae. The transcript is spliced from 6 exons. The coding region runs from base 131 to 907 and encodes 258 amino acids. The record is from RefSeq and is a predicted model, not a curated record.
AAAACAAAGGCUUACUGACGACAUAUCAUACGCAGUUUAUAGUAACGUUAUCUACAAAGUUUUCGCUUAAACCCUGCAGCUUUUCUCCCACGUUUUAACGCCAGAACAGGACCCAUGCAGAACUUCUACCAUGUUUAUCUGGUUGAAACUGGUGCUGUUGCUGAGCUUUGUCAGUGGAUCCACCACUGUAUCUGUGACAGGAAAAAAGGGAGGCAGCGUCACACUGCCAUGUGAAAUUGAGGCCAAAGAGAUUUUUCGAAUUAGUUUGAACAGUUGGUCAAAAACCAUCCCUGUCUGUCAGACUGAAGAAUGUAGUGGCAGAGUAUUUAAACAAGGCAGCUGUGACAUCGUCAUCAAGGAUCUGAUCUUCACUGAUGCUGGAAAGUACAUUUUGAGAGUCUUUUACCACAAUGAUCAGCCAGAGCAGAAGCAGAAAAUCAGGGAAUACCAACUUCAUAUUCAUGAUGAGAUUGCUGUGAAAACUGGCGAGGAGCUGAAGCUGGAUGUUCUGUUGCCAAAUGCUGAUAAAGUGCAGCAUCAGAGCACAAGAGGCACAGAGUGGGUGGAGGAUUGGGGGACAACCGAUGGAGUUCAGAAUAAAAGAAUGACAAUCAGUGAUGGGAACCUGAUCAUCAGUGCAUUUACAGCCAAUGAUGCAGGAACAUACAGAAUUCUGGACUCUGAAGGAAACAUCUUGAUCACAGUGACAGUCACAGAAUCUAGUACAGAAUCAAAGAAAAAAACAGACAGCACAGAUAAAGACAAAACUGGUGAUAUGGAGUAUCAAGUUCCUGUAAUGUAUUGGAUCAUGAGUACUGGACUGCUUGUGUAUGUGUUUCUGCUGGUUCUGACUCUGGUUACGCUUACAAUCAGAAAAAACACUCCUGUGAAAACAUCUGUUAUCUAAAGCUGUGGGCAUGUGUCUAUUUAGGACACAACUUUUCUCUACAGACAGAGUGUAUGACUGCAGAAAAAAGUAUGUUCUUAUAUAACAAGCUAUAAUCAGUAUCCAAACACUUUCAUGCACUGCUAUUGUAUUGUAUUGUAAAUAUGAUUUAUUUAUUUAUUGUUUUGUUAUACUUGAUGACCAGGAACAGCGUAACGUAGCACUUUAUUUAAAAAAAAAAAAAAAAAAAAGUAUUUUUAGAAAUUCCUUCUGUUGUACAUUUUUAUCACUUGUUUAAUAUGAAGUCCAGGGUUUUGUAGUACAAUACUGUAUGCUGACAAAACUGGAAGUGUUAACAUGUUUAAAUAAUGAAAUAUUUACAAUGACAUGAUGAAGUGUCUUCAUCAUCAUCAUCAUUUACACUGUUUACUUAAUCAGGGAUUUGUGUUAUUCUUUGUGAAUCUGCUUUGAAAGAGCAUGUACUGUGAAAAACUAAACAAACUGAACCACUUUUGCAAGUAACAUUUUUGUUGAUAUUGAUUGUUGCUAUGUAUUUUUGUAUGUGUAAGAUUUGCAUGUGAGAAAUGUACAUGUCUAGCUGUAUCUUUACACAUUUUUCCAAAUAAGCACUAUUUUGUACAUAUAAGCUGAAAUGCCAUCAGUUUUAUGGCACAU